AUGAACGUUUGUGGCCUCCGCUUAUCCGCUCGGCUCCGUGCCCACCAGGUACCUUUGCGCAGGUUUUCAACAGCUGCCCCGAAAGACCGAAAGCCAUUUUUUGCUCUCCGACUCACGUUUGCAACAGUUGCGCAUGUCCUCCUCUGGGGCACGGCGGGCGUGGUUUUAACAAAUUACUUUCUACCGAUCUCUGGACCAUUGUUAAAGGAUCCUUUACCAAUCCGUGGCUCCCCAGAAGAAAAGAAAACGAUCGAGGAGCUUGAAGCAUCAGCUUCUAAGUUACCGAUUGUUAAAGCUCUACGGGCAGAUCCAGAGUACAAGGAGCAUAGACCGUGGACAGGAAUCCCUGAGGAGGAGCGGCAGCAUAGAUAUACCCCCGGGGUGUUGCAAGGUGCUGAGAAGAUAGGAUACAAUAAAGUUUGGGUUAAAAGAGAUGGAAGCACCGUUGGCGUGCUGAGUCUCGGCAGGGGAAUUUGCGGAUUCCCGGGCGUUGUUCAUGGCGGUGUUUUGGCUACGAUAGUAGAUGAAGCACUUGGAAGAACUGCAAUGCAUGUGCUACCAACCCGGAAUGCCGUGACCGCACGGCUAUCGAUCAAUUAUAGACGACCAGUGCACGCACAUCUAUACCCCAAGUCUAGCGGUUUCGUAAUCUUGCGAACCUGGGUUAUCGAGCAUACCGAUCGCAAAGGAGUGGCGAAGGCGACAAUCGAAGAUGAGUUUGGCAAUAUCCUUAUGGAGGCCGAGGGUAUUUUUGUCGUCCCAAGGGGCUGGAGCCUGGCUGAGAUGCCAAAGGGGAUUUAG
Morchella importuna is the source of this 801-nucleotide messenger RNA. RefSeq lists its product as uncharacterized. The record is from RefSeq and is a predicted model, not a curated record. Bases 1 to 801 code for a protein of 266 amino acids. The transcript has 5 exons. Lineage: Eukaryota; Fungi; Ascomycota; Pezizomycetes; Pezizales; Morchellaceae.